CUCUUCUUUACUGAAUUAAAUCAUCUGACGCGCGCAGCGCGCUGUCUCCCUAUUCUCGUGUGGAAUGAGCCGUUCGAGCCGGUUCGGUUGCCCGAGCAGCAGCAACAGCAGCAGCGGCACUGAGGCACUGAGACACUGAGGCAGGUUGUUUGAGGACUGAAUGUCGUGGUGACUUCUGAGGGGACUCGCAGCCGAGGACAGAGAGGCUGUUAGGAUGGCUUCAAACUUCAACGAUAUAGUGAAGCAGGGUUACGUGAGGAUUCGGAGUAAGAAAUUGGGGAUCUUCAGAAGAUGCUGGCUUGUAUUCAAGAAGGCGUCCAGUAAAGGACCACGGCGAUUAGAGAAAUAUCCAGAUGAAAAAGCUGCUUACUUCAGAAGCUUUCACAAGAUUACUGAGCUCCACAACAUUAAGAACAUUACGCGAAUGCCACGAGAGACCAAGAAACACGCAGUGGCAAUUAUUUUCUGUGAUGAGACGUCAAAGACAUUUGCCUGUGAGUCAGAGCUGGAGGCUGAAGAGUGGUGGAAGUUAUUGUGUUUGGAGUGUCUGGGCAGCAGACUUAAUGACAUCAGCCUGGGAGAACCGGACUUGUUAGCAGCAGGGGUGCAGAGGGAACAGAACGAGAGAUUUAAUGUUUACUUGAUGCCUACCCCAAACCUGGAUAUCUAUGGAGAGUGCACAAUGCAGAUCACCCAUGAAAACAUCUAUCUUUGGGACGUCCAUAAUGCCAGAGUCAAGCUGGUCAUGUGGCCGCUCAACUCCCUGAGGAGAUACGGCAGAGACUCAACCUGGUUCACAUUUGAGUCCGGGAGGAUGUGUGAUACAGGGGAGGGUUUGUUCACGUUCCAGACCAGAGAAGGUGAGAUGAUCUAUCAGAGAGUUCACUCUGCCACACUGUCCAUCGCUGAGCAACAUGAACGCAUGAUGAUGGAGAUGGAGAAGAGCUCACAGACUCUUUCAAACGAGAGCACAUUAACAAAGUCGAUAUCUCUCCCGCGAAGCGCUUACUGGCACCACAUCACGCGUCAGAACAGCGUGGGAGACAUCUGCAAUUACCAAGGUACGAGUUUGACUAUGACACUCAUUCCACGGGCUCAGACGUUUCAAAGCUUCCUUUCCGAGCAGACUGAGCAGGAGCAGGAGCAGAACCAGGAGCAAGCAACAGCGGCCUCUAGUGGCCACGAUAGGAACUGCAGCGCCUCGCCGCUCCGUUGACAUGCACUGUCAUGGCUUGACGAAAGCCACGACUCCCGGACAUUCCAAAGCUUAGGAAGCUCAUAGACACAUGAACAGUAUGAACUCUCUUUUUCUCUCUCUCUCUCUAUAUAUGUAUGACUUAAUAAUUAUUUGUAGAACAGGGUGUAUACUAAGAACUCUAGGAGCCUCUUUUUGUACGUUAAAAAAAAAAAAAAAAAUGCCAAAAAGUUGUACCAUAAACUUUAUUUUCCUUGUGUAGUUUAAGACAAAUGGACUUUUCGCAGUUAUUUUUCAGAUAUACUGUAAAUAUUAAAGCGCUGUAGCGCUUACAUCCAUAGUUUCUUGCAUUUUUGUCUGUCUUUGUAAUGGGAUACCCACUUAGCUUCUGUCAAACAAGGAAUAUGUUUGUGUUUAGCACCCUGCACUUUUAAAUUAGAGCUUGUUUUGCACUUUUGUCGUUUUCUUUGGGUUUCAUUAUGCCAUGAUAUCUGUAAGUGCUGUGUGGUGUUUUGGGGAUAAUGAAAACAAAGCUUACUUUUAUAGGGAUAGUUCACCCAAAAAUGGAUAUUCUGUCACUGUUUACUCACUUUCCAAACUCGUAUGUUUUUGUUUCUUCUGUGGAACACAAAAUAAGAUAUUUCAAAGACUGUGCUGGUUGCUCUUUUCCAUGAAAUCUGGAAAAGCUUCAAAAAAGACUUGUUUAGACUGUCAGUCCAAAUCUGAUCAUAUUUUACAAGUGUGAACGGCAAAAAACAACAACAACAUGAAAUAUCCGAUAUUUACAAAUCCGCUUUGAGCUACAUUCAAAUGUGAUUUGAAAUCCUAUUCAAGUCUCAUUUCUGGAAAUCGGUUUCAGUCUGGCCGCUCUGAUCGUA
Messenger RNA from Rhinichthys klamathensis goyatoka, 2073 nucleotides. It is a transcript of the gene dok6, whose product is annotated as docking protein 6. The coding region runs from base 215 to 1216 and encodes 333 amino acids. Gene Ontology annotation, biological process: positive regulation of MAPK cascade; cell surface receptor protein tyrosine kinase signaling pathway. The record is from RefSeq and is a predicted model, not a curated record. Lineage: Eukaryota; Metazoa; Chordata; Actinopteri; Cypriniformes; Leuciscidae. The transcript is spliced from 8 exons. Gene Ontology annotation, cellular component: cytoplasm.